UUUGGCUCUAUAUAUGCAUUCUUAAUUGCCUUGUUCUUCAUUUUCUCAACCUGAAAAUGCAUAGCCAAAAAUCUUUCAAGCUUGUUCUUUGGAUUUGUCUCUCAUUUGCCUCUCUCCAAAACCACAUUGGUUUGUGCAGGGGAGAAAAGUGCAGUGGCAUUAGCCAAGCUCCAACGUUGACACAGACACAGGUGGAAUUCGGUAAUCCUCCGAAGUAUAUGGCUCAAGUGCAAAAUAAGUGUCCAAUGUGCCCAGUUAUUAAUAUUCACUUGGAAUGUGGAAACUUUUCUCAGGCUCUGGUGAACCCCAGAUUGCUGAAAGUAGUAUCAUCCAACGAUUGUGUUGUGAAUAGUGGGUUGCCAUUGGCACCUUUGCAAAUUUUUUCUUUCAAUUAUUCUCAUAACAAAUAUUCCAUGCACCUCGCUACCUGGUCUUUCCAGUGCGAAUGAAAGUGAUAGUGCUGUAUUCUUAAUUAAUUAAAUAAUAUUUUCUUGGAUUUUCUAUAAA
Mangifera indica (mango) is the source of this 507-nucleotide messenger RNA. RefSeq lists its product as uncharacterized. Gene Ontology annotation, biological process: cell fate determination. The record is from RefSeq and is a predicted model, not a curated record. NCBI's taxonomy places the organism in Eukaryota, Viridiplantae, Streptophyta, Magnoliopsida, Sapindales, Anacardiaceae. The transcript is spliced from 2 exons. The coding region runs from base 57 to 449 and encodes 130 amino acids.